CCAUCCAGCAAGUAUCAGCCUGAGAGAAGCAGGAGCCAGAAGCGAGCAUGGUACUGAUCCUGCAGCAGCAGCAGCAGCUCCCGCACUCACAGCCGGCACAUCGCUCUGCUCCAGCCGCAGCCACCGACCCCGGGCUCCCCGGCACGCAGCGCCUCUAUAAUCCACCUGCCCAGGAGCAGCGCUAAGGCAACGCCAGUCUGUGUCUCCCCCAGGGAUCUGUGCGCACUGACAGCUGGAACAUUCGCCUCCCAACUGCACAAGGAAACUCAGCCUCAUCUCUUGCCGUUACUGGAAGCCAAGGGCACAGGGGCUGCUGACAAGGUUCAGAGAAAAAUUCUUUGCGUUCCCGGAUACAAUGCAAGAUCCUGCUGCCUAAACUAAAAUGACUUCAUCCUAAACUCUCUCAAGGCUCCACAGAAGCAUCGUGGCAAGAUAUCAAGGAAAUGUAACUUCCGAGAGCCGGGCUGUGAUAAGGUGCGGAAGAGAAAGAUCUGCCAGGCACUUCUUAUAAAAUUCCAACUUUAAGAGGAAGCCAUUCCAGCGAAUCCUGGACAAUGUCUCGGCAGCACAGCCGAUUCGAGAGAGAUUUUUGCGGCGGGUGGGAGCGAUGGGAGUGGAGCCCCAGCGGGAAUCACGUCAACGCAAGCAACAUCAACAGCACAGCCAAUGGCAACAACAGGCCGGGACUCUUACCCUUGCCAAUUGUACCAUCCCGUCUUCCUACACCAACAUCCACCACCUCUACAAUAGUGGGCAGUGACGCCGUGACAAGCAUCGCCAGCAACCCAUCUGCAGCUUCCGCUUCCAGAACUCCUGUACUUUCCAAGACUGAGAAACAGGCACAAGGGCAACUUCUCGCAACCAGUGUGAGAUGGGGACAGACUCCUAUCAACCAGUCUACACCAUGGGAUACAGAAGAGCCGCCAUCUAAACAGAUGAGGAAAGGCGAAAAUCCAGCUACCCCACCAUGGGUGACAACGGUCUCUGCCGGCACACAGGCAUCUCUUAUUGCCCAUUCAUACGGAAUGACUCAACCACCAAUCUACAGCCAAGCAGCCAAUGUCCAGGCUCCUAUCAUAGGGGUUACUCCCACACUCCCACCUCAUGUGGCUCCACAGCUUCCACUAAUGACGGCUCACUACCAGCUGCAGCAGCACCAGCAACCUGCACAACCCUUGGGUAACAUGGUGGUCAACCUCCAAAGCCAAACCCUUUACAGACACAGCCAGCCAAUGGCGGUACCAUCUUUGACCGGAGUUGGUCAGGUUCCUCUCCCAGGUCACACUGCAGUAGGCAACGGUCAUAUGACAUGCCCCCUCUUGCCUCCUCCAGCUCAACCUUCUGCAGCCUUGCCUAAUAGUAUUCCAGAUACCAAUGGCCAAACAGCCCCACAGGUUCCUCAAAGCCAAACCUCCAACCCUGACAACCACAAUGGCGUACAGAUGCUACGGACGAUUGGAAUGGGAAAGUAUGAAUUCACAGACCCUUGGUACCCAAAAGAAAUGUUGAAGGAGCUGAACCAGCAGCGCAGAGCGAAAGAGUUUACAGACCUGAAAAUUAUUGUUGAAGGCAAAGAGUUUGAAGUCCACCAAAAUGUUCUAGCCUCCUGCAGCUUGUAUUUCAAGGACCUGAUUAAAAGGUCAUCGAGAGACACGGCCAAAAAUGGGGAGAAGCUGGAGUUGACUAUGUCCAACAUAAACGCCGAAGUCUUGGAAUUGCUGCUGGAGUUUGUCUAUACGGGUUCUCUCAUAAUAGAUUCUGCAAAUGCAAAAAUCCUUUUGGAGGCUGCAAACAAAUUUCAGUUUCAUACGUUCUGUAAAGUCUGCAUCUCAUUCCUUGAAAAACAGUUGACUGCCAACAACUGCCUAGGGAUUUUAGCUAUGGCCGAGGCGAUGCAGUGCGUGGAACUAUACAACAUGGCCAAGGCUUACGCUCUGCAAAACUUCCCCGAGGUGGCCAAUCAGGACGAGAUCCUGAAUAUAUCCAAGGAAGAUUUUGUCUCCUACAUCUCCAACGACAGUCUGAACACGAAAGCAGAGGAACUGGUCUAUGAGGCGGUGAUAAAGUGGAUAAAGAAGGAUCCCGGUAACAGAGCCCAGCAUUCUGCUGAAUUGUUGGCUGUGAUUCGCCUCCCCUUCAUUCAUCCCAGUUACCUCCUCAAUGUUGUGGACAAUGAAGAAUUAAUAAAAUCAUCGGAGGCGUGCCGGGACUUAGUCAAUGAAGCAAAGAGGUAUCACAUGCUCCCACACGCCCGCCAAGAGAUGCAAACGCCACGGACCAGGCCAAGGCUUUCAGCAGGUGUGGCUGAGGUGAUUGUCCUAGUUGGAGGCCGGCAGAUGAUAGGAAUGAAUCAGAGGACCCUCACAGCAGUCACAUGUUUAAAUCCACAAAUCAACAAAUGGUACCCAUUGGCCAGCCUGCCAUUUUAUGACCGGGAAUUUUUCAGCGUAGUGUGUGCUGGAGACAAUAUCUAUCUUUCAGGUGGCAUGGAAGCUGGCGUCACCCUUGCCGAUGUUUGGUGCUAUAUGUCUUUACUUGAUAACUGGAAUUUAGUCUCCCGGAUGAUUGUUCCACGGUGUCGGCACAACAGUGUCGUAUACGAUGGCAAGAUUUAUACCAUUGGCGGACUCGGUGCUGCUGGCAAUGUAGACCACGUUGAAAGGUAUGAUACCAUCAUUAACCAAUGGGAAACAGUGGCUGCCCUUCCCAAACCUGUACACUCAGCCGCUGCCACGGUGUGUGGGGGCAAGAUCUACGUGUUUGGUGGGGUGAACGAGGCCGGCAGAGCGGCGGGGGUGCUGCAGUCCUACAUACCGCAAACAAACACCUGGAGCUUCAUAGAAUCCCCCAUGAUAGAUAACAAAUACGCCCCAGCGGUCACUCUCAAUGGCUUCAUCUUCAUCCUCGGAGGGGCCUACGCCAGAGCCACAACAAUCUAUGACCCUGAGAAGGGGAAUAUAAAAGCCGGCCCCAACAUGAAUCACUCCAGGCAGUUCUGCAGCGCUGUGGUCCUGGAUGGUAAAAUCUACGCCACCGGGGGAAUCGUCAGCAGCGAGGGGCCGGCGUUGGGAAACAUGGAAUUCUAUGAUCCAAAGUCGAAUACAUGGACUCUAUUGCCCAACAUGCCUUGCCCUCUUUUCCGCCACGGAUGUGUAGUCAUAAAGAAAUACAUCCAGAGUGGGUGACGAGAAAUUCCGUCCAUACGCUGAGUUUUUUUGUUAAACCUUUUCAAUGGCAACCCUGCCAGAACUGAAGAGGUUAACCAUAUUUUUUUCCCUUUAUCAGCAUUUUAUUCUUUUUUUAUUUUUCAAAGAGCAGAAAAAAAAAACGGACAAUGGACACUUUGUUUUCCUCUGCAGGUACUGAAUAAAGUCUACAUUGAAUGUAGAAGAUCAUCCUCACCUUUGGGUGACGCCGGAGCUUUGGCCUCCAAGCUAUGUACAAAACUGUCAGCUGACGGGGCACAUGUGUCUCGCUUGGUACCAUCGUGGCACUGGCUGUUACCGUCGGUGCAAUAGAUUCCCAUAUUUUUUACUGGGGUUACAUAUAAUGGAGUGGGUUCAAGAUCUGAUUUUUACAUAGAAACGUAAGGAUUUUAAAGGGUCUUCUGUUUUGCAGGUUGAUUGUACGAAAUAAUCCUUACUACCAACUCCCUGGUGAGAAUACUGGGGAGUUUUUUUGAGUUAGUUGCUGCAUAAUCUCACCGGUGGGCAUUUAGCUGA
Molecule: messenger RNA, 3722 nt
Organism: Xenopus laevis (African clawed frog)
Lineage: Eukaryota; Metazoa; Chordata; Amphibia; Anura; Pipidae
Gene: klhl29.L
Product: kelch-like protein 29
Exons: 15
Coding region: 555-3185 (876 amino acids)
Source: RefSeq, a predicted model, not a curated record